Messenger RNA from Aspergillus aculeatinus CBS 121060, 1111 nucleotides. RefSeq names its product isocitrate lyase/PEP mutase family protein. The transcript is spliced from 2 exons. The record is from RefSeq and is a predicted model, not a curated record. Lineage: Eukaryota; Fungi; Ascomycota; Eurotiomycetes; Eurotiales; Aspergillaceae. Gene Ontology annotation, molecular function: catalytic activity. Bases 157 to 1071 code for a protein of 304 amino acids.
GGGCGAGGCGACUUUGGGAUUCGGGCAAUGGAUCAACGCCCUAUAAAGCCAGCUCUAUCGCCCUCAAGACCCGAGUCUGAGUGGCGACGUCAUUGACUUUUUUUUCUCCCUGAAACACUGCUCUACCUAUUCGUGUAUACAGCCACCAACAUCAUCAUGCCUAUGGUAACAGCAGCCACAAGCCUGCGGCAGGCUCUCGCGGACCCUGAGGCAUUCGUCGUCGCUCCCGGAGUGUAUGACGGUUUCUCCGCUCGCAUUGCUCUCGGGGCAGGCUUCAAUGCCCUCUACAUGACGGGUGCCGGUACGGCUGCCUCCGUCCACGGCCAUGCGGAUUUGGGUAUUUGCACCCUCAACGACAUGCGCGCCAAUGCGGAAAUGAUCUCCAACCUUUCCCCCACUACGCCCGUCAUUGCCGAUGCAGACACCGGAUAUGGCGGCCCAAUCAUGGUUGCUCGCACGACUGAACAAUACUCGCGCUCCGGAGUUGCCGCCUUUCACAUCGAGGACCAGGUUCAAACGAAACGCUGCGGCCAUCUCGGAGGCAAGAUUCUCGUGGAUCAAGACACCUACGUGACGCGGAUUCGCGCCGCCGUGCAGGCUCGUCAGCGGAUUGGUAGCGACAUCGUGGUGAUCGCGCGAACGGACGCCCUGCAGGUGCGCGGCUACGAGGAAAGUGUGGCACGACUGCGGGCGGCGCGCGACGCUGGGGCAGAUGUAGGGUUCCUCGAGGGCAUAACAUCUAAGGAAAUGGCUCGGCAGGUGGUGCAGGACCUGGCGGGGUGGCCACUGCUUUUGAACAUGGUCGAGCAUGGAGCGACACCGGACAUUUCGGCGCAGGAAGCCAAGGAGAUGGGAUUCCGGAUUAUCAUCUUCCCUUUCGCAGCCAUCGGUCCAGCUUAUAAGGCCAUGCAGGAGGCGAUGGAAAAGCUCAAGAGGGAGGGCAUUCCGGGAUUGAGCAAGGACAUGACCCCACAGAUGCUGUUCCGUGUUUGCGGGCUCGACGAGAGUAUGAAGGUGGACGCCGAGGCGGGCGGCGCUGCCUUCGAGGGAGGGGUUGAGCUGCAGAAGUAAAUCGUCGCCUUCAAGCUAUGUCUGUCAUGAUUACUGUAUU